CGAUCUCUUGACCAGCAACUUCAUCCUUCUCGCGUCCUUCUCAAACAAAAACACCCCUCUAUCCACCCCUUCUCCGAAUACCCUAUUUAAGGCUUUUGCACUGCCCAAGCUUGAGCUACUUUUGGUCUUCUUUACAACUACACACAACAACUAUCAACAUCGCACCGAUAACAACAAGACCCGAUCUUCAAGAUGUCUGUCGUAUCUCUCUUGGGCGUCAACGUCCUCAACAACCCAGCCAAGUUUGGUGACUCUUACGAAUUUGAGAUCACCUUUGAAUGCCUAGAACCACUCCAGAAGGAUCUUGAAUGGAAAUUGACCUACGUUGGAUCUGCUACCUCCGAUGAACAUGAUCAAGAACUCGACUCCCUCCUUGUCGGCCCUAUCCCAGUUGGCGUAAACAAGUUCAUUUUCGAGGCAGAUCCACCCAAUACAAGCCGCAUUCCUGAUGCCGAAAUCCUUGGUGUUACUGUUAUACUCCUAACCUGCGCCUACGAUGGCAGGGAAUUUGUUCGCGUCGGAUACUACGUCAACAAUGAGUAUGAUUCUGAGGAGCUCAAUGCCGAUCCCCCAGCCAAGCCCAUUCUGGAGAAGGUGCGCCGCAACGUACUGGCAGAGAAGCCAAGAGUCACCCGAUUCGCUAUCAAAUGGGAUUCCGAGGCAUCUGCCCCAGCCGAAUUCCCACCUGAGCAACCCGAGGCCGACUUAGUCGCUGAUGGAGAUCGAUAUGGUGCAGAGGAGGCCGAGGAUGAGGAGGAAGAAGCUGUAGAGGGUGGCGAGGCGGCUGCUGCUGAUCCAGAUGCCAUGGUUGACGAUUCUGAGAUGGCUGGAGCCGAGGGUGAUGCCGCGAUUGAGGAAUCUGAUGACGGAAGCGAGGAUCUUGAGGCCGAGAGCAGCGGAAGUGAGGAUGAGGAGCUCGAGGAGGAAGAAGAGGGCGCUGGUGAGGGUGACGCCGAUAUGGAAAUGGAUGGUGUCGAGAAGCCCCACGCAAACGGUGCUGUUCCUGUUCAAGCUGACGCUGUUAUGGCUCACUGAUUUCUAUACCCCAUGACUUUACAAGCAGCAAGCAGCAUACUUCGUUUAGAUUUCGUUAAGGGAGGGAUGGAGUUUCGACGAAUGCCUUAUGGAUGGAUGAAGAGUGGACAAUGCAGAUGACACGGAAUAAAUGAUGAUUACAAUGCAUGCACG
Messenger RNA from Cadophora gregata, 1188 nucleotides. It is a transcript of the gene ASF1, whose product is annotated as Histone chaperone asf1. Gene Ontology annotation, biological process: nucleosome assembly; DNA replication-dependent chromatin assembly; nucleosome disassembly. Gene Ontology annotation, cellular component: nucleus. NCBI's taxonomy places the organism in Eukaryota, Fungi, Ascomycota, Leotiomycetes, Helotiales, Ploettnerulaceae. The record is from RefSeq and is a predicted model, not a curated record. The coding region runs from base 193 to 1035 and encodes 280 amino acids. Gene Ontology annotation, molecular function: histone binding. The transcript has 4 exons.